GUUUCAGGCUGCAUUUCAACGAGGAGGGCGUGAACAAGCCAAGCCAUCCAUGGACCAGCCACGCCAACCAGUGGUCUUGGUGUGGCUACACUCGGUCAAGAACCGCCUAGUUCGACCUCGUAUGCGGGGCGAAACGUUCCGAAAAUGGGUGAGCCGCAACAUGGACAGCUCCACGUUGGCGACGCUGUUGGAUGUAUUUCAAGUCAUCCUCGGGAUUGGGGUCACGAUGGUCUACUUUUACCAGAACUGGUCGAAAUUCCAAGACGUGGCGGAAACCCCCAUGGUUCGCACAGUGCAACGGGCCAUUGGCGUGUUUUUUACGUUCGACUACCUCGUUCGCUUGAUUGCGUCUGAAAGUCCACAAACGUUCUUCCUCAACACCAUGUCCCUGGUGGACCUAGCGACAAUUUUGCCCCAGUGGUUGGAAAUGGCCAUCUCAGACGACUCGGACUUUAAGAAACAAGCCAACGCCCUCAAAACCCUGAGAGGCCUUCGCUUUCUUCGCUCGUUUCGCCUCCUUGUGUUUGCCAAGACGGCCAAGGGACGCCAAGCUGGCAUCCUCUUCCUAACUGUCAUGUCCAUCAUAUUUUGUUCGGCGGGAAUCAUUCAAGCCAUUGAAGCUUGCAAUAACGUCGGCGACUACAAGUGCCAGGACUUGGAAAUCUACAACGCUGCCUACUUUGUUGUGAUUACAAUUUCCACGCUGGGAUUUGGCGACCUGGUCCCCAUGUCGUCCAACGGCAAACUCGCCGUGAUCGGACUCAUCUUUUCCACGAGUAUCCUUCUACCGCUACAUAUCAGCCGAUACAGCGACAUCCUCAGUCGAGAGACGGAAUUCGACAAGUCGUUCAAGGCCGAAAAAGAAAGGAACCCCCACAUUCUCAUUUGCGGCGAAGUGAAUUCAGGGGCUCUCGACUUUUUCCUCCGCCAAUUCCUGCACCCGAAUAACAUCAACUGGAAAGACAAAGUUGUGAUCCUGUGUCCGGGGCUCCCGUCCAACAACCUCCGACGGAUUCUGCUCAACAGCGCGUACGAGCAGCGAGUCGUGUACCUCCAAGGCAGCGCCAUGCUGGACUCGGACCUCAAGCGCGCGGGGGCGGCCAACGCGCGGCUCUGCUUUGUGCUACUCAACAAACUCUCGACCGACGGCGACCGCAACGACACGGCGUCCAACCUGCUCACGAUUUCCCUCCGCCACUACACCAACGACAUUCCGCUGUUUGUGCAAGUGUUAAAGACAGACAACAUCCGGCACGUUCACAUGUCUGGCGCGAGCAACAUCAUUUGCAUCGACGAACUAAAGCUUGGCAUCUUGGCCAAAACGUGCGUGAUUCCUGGCCUGUGUGCGUUCCUGUGCAACAUGCUGUUUACGUUUCGACCGUUUUACGCGAGAAGUACGUUAUGGGCGUCCGAGUUUCUCAUGGGCUGUGCGCACGACAUUUACGAAGCCAAGGUGCCAGUGUACCUCGACGGAUGCCUCAGCUUUUCAACGCUAGCGUUGAUUCUGUAUCAAGAGUGUGGCAUUUUGUUGUUGGCGGUCACGGGUCGCAACCAUCUGGACAUGCGAUUAUUUCCUUCUCGCAUACUUGUCAAGCGAAGCCACUACAUUUACCUCUUGGCAACCAACCCUGAUGCAGUCAACCAAGUCGAAUCCCUUGCCCUGUCCACGCUGCAAAAGCAUGAAACCCGGAUUCCCAACUUCGCCAAGAUCGCCGAGCGCUGGCAUGCGAAUUCCAUGGCGGGCAAAAUCCGCACCACCAUGCGCGCCUCCGUGUCGAGCCUCGUGCCGGUGGCCAUGUCGAUGCGGUCCGCGAGCUCGUUCCGUGAAUCAGCUGCCACCUCUGAAACCACGCAAGAGGAUCUGCCCCGACGCCGGUCGCAGCUCUUGGGUUCGUAUCGGGCGGCAACACCAGACGUCACGGCAAAGUCAUCACGUGACGAUGGAAGCCCCCUCAGUCACAGACGAGGGUCUGUCACACGUGUGCUACCGUACAACGACAACGACACCGCCAACCACGUUGACCACUUUUUGCAGCCAGAUAACGCCCCCCCAACGCACGCGGAGUCCUCGGUGUUGUCCACCAGUGACCUCUCUCGACUUAGUAUACAUGCACUCGCAAGUCCAUCUCCCCCGGACCAACCCACCCACUCCCAAGCCAACCAAUUAUUUCAAAAGCUGUCGUCGCAGCGAGCGUACGCCACAGGCCAAGGAGGACCGCCCCCCGACCCCAUUAUGGAGGACAUCGGCCACCCCGCGUUCGCCCCGCGCAUGUCGGCAUCGACCAGACACACCAAACUGUUCGAGUCAUUUUUAGACCAGAACUUACCGUCCGACUUGUCUGACCACAUAAUCCUUUGUGGCAUGCCCAACGCCGUGCACGAUUUCGUCGCGCCACUGCGCCACCAGCUCGACUCCCACGCCAAAUCCACACAGUUCCUCGGCAGUUCGCAGCACGCGAUGACCGCCACCCCCAUCAUAAUCAUCUCGGAGAUCCCACUCACGGAGAAGCAGCAUGCCAGCAUCGCCAUGUUCCAAAAAGUGUACUUUUUGUGUGGGUCGCCCCUCCAAGAAGACAUGCUACGCCAGGCGUCAGCGUUCACUGCCAAGAGCAUCGUCAUCCUCGGCAGUUGCCUCCAGGCCCCCGGGCAAUACGACGACGACUACGACGACGAAGAUGGGGUAGCCGCCGAUACGAAGGACCAAAACAUGCUCGAUACGGACGCGAUCACGUUGCAUCGAUACGUGGUCGAGUGCUGCGAAUGCAACUGCCCCGCGGAGUCGCCUAUGGCCACUGUGAUUGUGGAGCUGAGUCGCCCGAGCAGUCUGCGGUUCCUCAAAGACGAUCUCGUUCGAUCCGAGAAUCCGUCGACCUUGGAAGCCGUGAAAACUCUGACCAAGCGCGUGCUGUCGCGAGCAGACGACCCCCUCGACAACAUUUGCCACCCCAUCUACGCCGCCGGAAAUGUGUUUAUUUCGAAUUCGUUGGACGCAGUGUUGGGCAACUGCAACAAAUACGGGUGUAUCAUUGACUUGCUGCACUUGCUUACAUUUGGAGAAGGCGCGACCAACGAGUACGGCCGGGUAUUGGAUCAAAUUGCCGUUCCCAUCAUCUACCACAACAAGUCGUACCUCGAGUGCUUUGUGCAAAUGCUUGUGACCCAGGACAUAUUGUGCUUGGGCCUCUUUCGCGCCAGAGAGCAACGCCAUAGCUACGUGUAUGUCAACCCGAACGAAGACGUGCAACUACGCGCCCAAGAUCGGUUGUUUGUACUGCGAUAACGUCUGUUUUGAUUGGAAUUUCGCCUUAAGUCAAAACAAACAGCUGAUUCUGUAUCCA
Messenger RNA from Aphanomyces astaci, 3338 nucleotides. RefSeq lists its product as hypothetical. The transcript has 11 exons. Gene Ontology annotation, molecular function: monoatomic ion channel activity. The coding region runs from base 50 to 3280 and encodes 1076 amino acids. NCBI's taxonomy places the organism in Eukaryota, Oomycota, Saprolegniomycetes, Saprolegniales, Verrucalvaceae. Gene Ontology annotation, cellular component: membrane. Gene Ontology annotation, biological process: potassium ion transport; transmembrane transport. The record is from RefSeq and is a predicted model, not a curated record.